Molecule: messenger RNA, 1356 nt
Organism: Microthlaspi erraticum
Lineage: Eukaryota; Viridiplantae; Streptophyta; Magnoliopsida; Brassicales; Brassicaceae
Source: the annotation of a GenBank genome assembly
AUGCCCCAUGAUCGUACUGCGGGUCAGAAACGUGGACGAUAUGAUGGAAGUACUGAGCUGUCGUCUAGGCUGGAUAUCAAUAGCAGAUCUCAAAGACAGCGACGUGACUACACUAUAAAUGAGCCCCGCUACGGACAUGUUGACUAUCACAGUCGGGGGAGCUGGGAAACCCCAAAUAGGGAUUUACAUUCUGAGCUAAGGGACAGACGGGAGUCAAAGGGGAAGGAUGUAUGGAAAAGAAUAGAACGUUUUCAUCCCUAUCAUCGUACACAAGGAAGGAAUAAAUCCCCACUAGAUAGGGGACGUGAUACCCGCUAUGUCCACGAAACAGGAAGGGAUUCUCGUUAUAAGUACGAUACUGUACCUCAUUCCCACCAAAAGUGGAGACCAAAACGUGGGCAGGGUUAUGGAAAAGGAGAGACCCAACCUUUUGAUACUCCUAAUUCCAGAAUUUCAGCUCCAAGUAGGGGUUCGCUACACCUUCCUACUGAUUCUCAGCGCACGUUAUCAGAAAAUAGAAACAGAGUGGGGGAUGACCUAUACCGUCCAUCAGGCCAUUUGGUUGUUUAUUCAAAGGAGACUGAGGAGGAGCGCAGACGUAAACUUAAAGGAAAGGCACAUGUCACGGAGGCAUCACAGAUAGCUGAAAAGCGAGAACGCGAUCUUCUCCUUGGAAGAAAACUAGGUUCGCUAUCUAUUCAGGAGCCACAUCAACCGAGGAACAUAAGGCCUCAAGAGACUAAUCCUGUCUUAGUGCAGAGAGAUGAUAUUAUGCAGGAUAAUGGUGUACUUGACAGCAGGGCUGAAGAUACUCUCCUGGAUGAUGAGGAAGGGGAAUUCACAGCAGAUGAUUUUGCGCAAAUGGAAGAGGACCUCGAGGCACAGAGGAUAGAUGAUGAGAUGCUGGAAAACGAUGAUCUCUUGGGAGACGAACUGGAGCAAGAGGCGGAGCAGAUAGAAGCCAUAUCCCAGCUCUCACCGGAGAAACCUAAAACAAAAGUGCCUAAGAAGGUGCGUGUAGAGUCUCCGGCUCUCCCUUCAAAGACGAUGCAGAUAACGAGUUCUCAACCUGCUGUGAACUCACGAAGGAAGGUAAACCAGAGUCCAACUACUAGAAGCAAACUAGCAUCCAAAAAGCUGGCUUCCCUCGGUGUAAAAGCCUCCCCAAAAAAGAAACCCGGUGCAAGUAGAGCCUCGACUCUGGUGGCCACAGCACAACAUGUCCCUCGUCAUGAGGUGUACCCUUCUGCGAUAAGCAAGAAACUACAACUCCCUCAGGUUCGGUGGUGUCCCAGAAACCACCCAGUAAGAAUAUAUGAAGACAAUAGCUUGGAAUUGUCAAGGUGCAAGAGCUGA